Messenger RNA from Saccostrea cuccullata (small rock oyster), 1125 nucleotides. RefSeq lists its product as uncharacterized. The transcript is spliced from 2 exons. The record is from RefSeq and is a predicted model, not a curated record. Lineage: Eukaryota; Metazoa; Mollusca; Bivalvia; Ostreida; Ostreidae. The coding region runs from base 179 to 727 and encodes 182 amino acids.
AACAAACAAACCAUGCGGCGAGUAAAUUUUAUAUUAGUAAUCGUCCCAAACCUAUUUGGACUGGACAUUACGUCAUUAAGGGUCCUCUACACUGCCAGCGAGUCAAGUUCCCCAACUAUUCAAAUCGUACAAAAACACGACACGAUACCUGGUGGAGUAGAUCCAAAACCCGGAGUUUAUGAGAUACAACUUAAGGAAAAGGAGCGCCAAGAUGCCCACCCCAUCCAAUGGAGGACGCGAGUCACCAGUGGAGAACCAGAACACAGAGUUGGAGCAGAUGAGAAAGAUGUUAGAGGAACGAGAGAAAGAGAUCGCAGCCCUUCAUGAAAAGAAUGAAGAAUAUCAACUUAGAGAAAUGGAAAUACGUCGACGAGAGUCUAGACAGAUCCAAGCCAGAGAGGAGGAGAUCGAGAACCUCCAAGAUCAGCUAAGACGGGGGAGCUCAAGACAACCACCCACAACCCAGUCUCAUGCUACAACGCCUAAAGUAAAGUUAGACAAAUAUGACGGCAAGACGUCCAUCAUCCAGUGGUGGCUUAAAUUCAUAACCUUCAUCAACCUGCAACGCCUGACAGAGAAAAUGACCAUUGAGACACUACCAUUUUAUCUAGCCGGAGCCGCUGAGUCGUGGUUCUUUUCUCUUGAUGAAGCAGUAAAACAUUCUCUUUCCACCAUCAAGGAGGCCAUCCAUCAACGAUUCCAACCAUCCUCCAGAAACAAUCUUUAGCUGAUGGAUGUGAAACAAAAACAAACCGAGUCGGUGGAGGAUUUCAUCCAUAGGGUAACUCAGAUGACUACCGAUAGACGGGUGGACCAGGAUUGGCUAAUCACUGUCAUUAUGAAUGGCCUGAAACCAGACAUUGGAGCCGACGUAAUCAAGGUGGACCCAAAAUCCCUGUAGGAGCUGAGAAAUGUGGCCGCCCGAGCAGAAGUUGCCGAGAGACGCCGGACCAACUCUCCUGCCCUGCAGGAGAACACUAACCUUGCUCUUUUAGAUGCAUUACAGGAAAUUAGAGAUGACAUGAGAGCCAACCAGAGGAAGUUUUCCCCUCAGCAGUCCCGACGUCCUGGAAAGCCAAAGCAGCAUCAAGGAUACAGACCACCACCUCCACAGGCCUAUCAACA